Messenger RNA from Capronia coronata CBS 617.96, 4521 nucleotides. RefSeq names its product ubiquitin thiolesterase. The coding region runs from base 1 to 4521 and encodes 1506 amino acids. Lineage: Eukaryota; Fungi; Ascomycota; Eurotiomycetes; Chaetothyriales; Herpotrichiellaceae. The record is from RefSeq and is a predicted model, not a curated record. Gene Ontology annotation, molecular function: cysteine-type deubiquitinase activity. The transcript has 2 exons. Gene Ontology annotation, biological process: protein deubiquitination.
AUGGGAGCCCAAGAUAGAGAGACAUACCCAAGCGACGUCGAGAUGGGUGACGGGCCGGCUUCCGGGUUCACGCCCGUCAAUCCAGACGCAGCCCCCAAUCCGGACACAAAAGCAAAGCAGCAAGACACAGGCCUUAGGCACCGUGAGAAGGCAGCCUCCGGUAGCCUGACGCAAGCCAGCGAUCCUCGGGCUGUCCAGCAGCAGGCUGCCUCUGACAACAGUGGCAGUUCGACCUCAGAAUCCCUCAUCCCUAGUCCCUCCAACCUAUCCACCGCUGCCACCUCGCUGAACGCCGACGUCCCUCCCACCGCCACUUCUCUGCCAUCCAUCGAUGAGCAAAUCGCCAAGGUUACACAGUUGGCACAACAAGAACUCCAGGACGGACAGAAAGGUUACGUGAUUUCGGCAAAAUGGCUCCGAAGAGUGCAGGCGCGAGGCUCGCAUGUCGGUGAAGCGGCGAAGAUUGAAAAGUCAGCAACGGAAGGUGAGGUCGGGCCAAUUGACAAUUCGGACGUGGCCAUGGUGAUGGAAGAGUCGACCAGACUGUUGGACGAGGCUGGAGAGCCGUAUGUGCCGCUUCGUCCCGGUUUGACCUUGGGCGAAGACUACGAAAUUUUUCCUCAAGAAGCCUGGGAUCUGAUCGUUUCCUGGUACGGUAUCGCGAAAGACUCCCCGAUCAUAACGAGAUACGCCCACAACUGGAGUGAACCCGGUGCUAUCCCAAAUGUCACCUGGGAGCUGAAUCCGCCCGUCUUUUCCUUUCUCAAAGUCCCCAGUGAACACAGCCCCCAGACGCAACGCGAGAGAGAAUUGCCACCUCAGCGUUUAUUGGCGAGUAAGAAGAAGAAUUUCACAGAAUGGCUGAAGGAAGGCAAGAGAUUGCUGAACAUCGACGUCAACACCAAAGUCCGAGUUUGGAGGGUGUUGGGCGGUCUGAAGAGCUCUACGGCCUCAGGCGUUCUUACCCCUGCGGUGUCGCGCAGUGCAUCCCCGGCUCCUGGUGCAGAGAUUAUCGCGAGUGCCGGAGAUCGAAUGCUGCUUGAUGUCAACACGUUUGUUCAUUUACAGAUCGGCGAGCAGCGAGAGUUAUUGAACGUUCCAGAUCAUACGGCGAAUCCCAAAUACAACGGCAAGUCGACCCUCGGCACAGUCGGGCUGGGUAGGGACGAUGUGAUCGUUCUCGAGGAGCAAAAGUCGGGCAAAGAUGAGUGGCCAAGUGAGAAUCCCAAACUCAGUCUGGCAAAGGGUCUAAAGACCGCACCGAAGAACCUCGCUUCAAGUGGUAGAUCAAGUCCAGCUCCUGGCAUGAUGACGCGAGGUCGACAGAAGAGAGACACCAGACCACGCGGCAUCACUGGUUUGAGUAAUCUGGGAAACACUUGUUACAUGAACUCGGCCUUGCAGUGCUUGCGAAGUGUCGAAGAAUUGACCCAAUAUUUCCUGCACGACCAAUGGAAGCAAGACCUUAAUGUGGACAACGCUCUAGGUCAUCAUGGAGAGGUUGCUAAGGCCUAUGCCAACUUGCUCCAUCAGAUCUACGACGAAAACACUUCUUCCACCAAUCCUUCUCGGUUCAAGGCAAUAAUUGGCAAGUAUGGGCCGAGUUUCUCCGGAUAUCAACAGCAAGACUCCCAAGAGUUUUUGCUCUUUCUGCUCGACGGGCUACAGGAAGACCUCAAUCGCAUCCACAAGAAGCCCUACAUUGAGAAGCCUGACUCGACCGACGAUAUGGUUCAAGACCUUGCCGCUUUGAAAGCCUUUGCCGACAAGAACUGGGACAUCUACAAGGCGAGGAAUGAUUCCGUCGUCACCGACCUGUUUGCCGGCAUGUACAAAUCGACGUUGACCUGUCCCGUGUGUCACAAGGUCAGCAUCAUCUUCGACCCGUUCAACAAUCUCACGCUGCAGCUCCCAAUCGAAAACAACUGGCAGAAGGAGAUCCUGUACUUUCCACUUCACAAGCGUCCCAUCCGGAUUGAUGUUGACAUCGACAAGCACUCCAGCAUCAAAGGAUUGAAGGAAUUCGUCGCGUCCAGGACACAUGCUGAUGUGGAUCGAUUGCUGGCUGCGGAGGCGUACAAGAACAAGAUUUACAAGAUCUUCGACAACAACAUCAUCAUCUCGGAGGCUAACAUCCAACCUGCAGAUAUAAUAUGUGUGUAUGAGUUGGAGUCGAUCCCGACAAAUUACAAUCCUAACAAGGCUCGAAAGUUCUCACUCUACACGAUUGGGCGAGAUGCUGAAGAUGAAUUGGUGGCCGCCGACAGUCCCGAAGCAGAUCGACUUCUCGUCCCAAUGUACAACCGGCUCGUCAAAGCUCCAGCAUCCCGAGUAGGGUCGAAACCUUUCUUUGCCAUGCCUACAUAUCUCGUCCUGACUAGGGAGGAUCGUGCGACAUACGACGGCAUACUAAAGAAGAUCCUCGGAAACGUCGCUGGGAUGACCACGAGAAAGAUUUUUGACGAGGGUGACAACGCAUCCGAGGACGGGCAGCCCACGCCUGAAGGCUCUGAUACUGUGGUGAUGGCAGACGACACGUCAGGUUCCGAAUCUAACGUGCCCACUGCAGUCUCGGUACAGGGCGAGGACGGCAUUAUAGACGUUUCGAUGCGCGAUGCCAGCCAGGCGCCUGAGACAAUGUCCCAAUCAUCCGAUGCCGGCUUGCAGCACAUCCUUCAAUCAGCCUCUUCGAUCCCUCGCCAACUCCGGAGCCUUUUCACGAUCCAUGUCGCGACGACCGGCGAGGGUAUUCCUACUGGAUGGAAUCAGAUAUCAGAAUCUCAAGACUAUGAGCCCAUUAUCAAUCGGAUCCCCAAAGCCGUAUCUCAUCGCACAAAGAAAGGGUCUGCGGCUUCGGAAGUUGCCAAUGGAGACAGCGGUUCUGUGACCAGUGAAGAUGAGCUGGCUGACAUUGAGCAUGACGAUGCCACUAUUGGCAGCAAUGACUCAGGUUCAGAUUCAAACUCCAGCCCCCCACUACCUUCAGGGCCGGAUUCCGACACCGAAUUUCCGGAAGUGCAAGAAAUCCUCAAACCCCGGCAAGCCAUGUCGAAAAAGGCACAGAGACACAAAAAUCGCGGUAAGCGAUAUGGCAAGCGCAACCAACGCCGUACUCCUCCGCCCCUGCCUCCUCCGCAGCCGUUGCCCAAGGUCGAGAAUGGCGAGCUCAUUCGACCGGGUGAGGCCAUCGUUCUUGACUGGACACAGGACGCAUGGGAUGGCUUGUUUGGAGCGUCAGAGCAGGACCCUCUGGGACUGCGGGGUGCACCAACGUGGAAGGGUGUCGAGCUGUUUCACGACGAAGAGGUGCUGGCCAAGCGGGCUCAACGCAGCAGCCGAAAGAAGAACGGCAUCACGCUGGAGGACUGCCUGAACGAGUUUGGGAAGUCCGAGACUCUGUCUGAAACCAAUGCGUGGUACUGCCCUCGUUGCAAAGAACACCGACGAGCGGACAAGAUGUUUGAAUUGUGGAAGGCCCCCGACAUCCUCGUGAUGCAUCUCAAGCGCUUCAGCAGCAACCGCAACUUUAGGGACAAGCUUGAGGUAAAGGUUGACUAUCCUGUUGAAGGUCUGGAUCUGUCUGGAAUGGUUAGGGAUCAGCAAGACGGCAAGAGCUUGAUUUAUGAUCUGGUUGCCGUUGACAAUCACUACGGAGGCCUAGGAGGGGGUCAUUACACCGCCUACGCGAAGAAUUUCUUCAACAACAGUUGGUAUGAGUACAAUGACUCCCACGUCUCCGCCAAGACAGAUCCACGCUCGGUGGUGACUAGCGCGGCGUACCUUUUGUUCUAUCGCCGGCGGUCAGAGCACGCUCUAGGGGGGCCCCGACUGCAAGAGCUGUUGGAGUCGGGCAGCCACGGAGAAGCCGACUCUGACGCAGCAGCAGGGUCGCGGGAAUCUUCACCGGUGGCGGGGGAAGGUCGGCGACUCGGCGACUCCUCCCACAAUGGGUUGUCGAGCGCUUACACAGCCGGUCGAGGUCACCGCGUGGGAGCGGAUGGCUCAGCGGCGGAAGAGGAAAGUCAGGAUCGAGAUCUACUAGCCGUCGGCGACAGCCCACCGACUCUGCUCGGGCCUCCAGCCGAUGAGGACUUGCCUUCGUACCAGGACGCUCUAGAUGAUGAAGCGGUGGCCAUGGAGGACAAUGUGCCCAUGUGGCAUCAGGCAGAGAGCUGGGGGUUUGAUGGUCUUCCGGUCGGUCCACGGGUGCCAGCCCCAUCCGAGGAUGGCGGCAUGUUUGGUGACAAGGGAAGUUCCAACGACAGCACCAGGGUGGAGGGCAAUGCUGGGAGUCCAGCGCACAGCCUUCUGGACCUUGACGAUGCUGACGCCCUCAACGAUCCCAUAUACAGUGAAGCCAACACGCUCGAAGACUAUGGCGGGCGCAUUCUGAGAGAGAGCGCGCCUCCGCCCGAAAUCCCGGACAUUGUGGACGACGAUGAAGAUGAUCCACCAGUGAUGGAGCUUCAAGCGGAUCCGGCCAAUGAUGGCGAGCUGGUCUUCAAUCCGGCAAGCAAGUAA